Messenger RNA from Vicia faba (fava bean), 4239 nucleotides. The record is from the annotation of a GenBank genome assembly. NCBI's taxonomy places the organism in Eukaryota, Viridiplantae, Streptophyta, Magnoliopsida, Fabales, Fabaceae.
AUGAAUAUGGCUGCAGAUUUGAUUCCAAGAUUUGAUGGAAGGGAGGCCUAUUGGUGGCUCAUCCAGGCCGAGCAAUAUUUUGGGUCAAGAAGAAUGAGUGAAGAGAUGAAGCUUGAGUGUGCUGUUGCAUUUGCAUUGAGAGGAGAUGCUCUUGAUUGGUGGAUUUCUUGGAAAGAGAGUCAUCCAAAUAUUUGUUGGUGGAAUUUUGUAAAUGCCAUUCUCAAGAAAUUUCAACCAGAAGUUUGGGAUUGUCUACUGGAGUCUAAAAACGAAACACAUGAAAUCCAAGACAGUGAUGAAAUUCAAGAACCAAUAUCAUCUCCAACUGAAGAAAAGAUUGGUGGUAAAGUUGAAGACUCGCAAAUCCAACAAUAUAGUGAAAAAGAAGUUUGUAAAGUGGAUAUCAAAUCUGAUUGCGAGGGUGAGGAAGUGAAAAAUACAUAUUCAUUGAUGGAUGCCAGUGAAGCAGAGGCCCAGAGGAAUGACGGAGAGUUGGCUAUUUCAUUACAAGCAAAAGACUCACUAUUUUCCGUGUUUGCUACUAUUCCUAAGAUAAAGUUUAGCAACAAGAAAUUUCCACUAUCGGUGCCUAUGUGGCUACAACAACUGGUCACGAGAGAACUGCCAUUAGCAAGAAAAUUUCCUAUUUCAUGUACAACUCAACCUUUAUUUUUCAAUUAUGGGAUCCAGGAGGAUACAUUUUUCCUACAGUGUAUUUCUUUCACCUCGGGGACAAGAAUUGAUAGAAUAGAACAACCACGUUCUGUUUUGAUUCCUAAUAAUGUCGUCAAGGGAUUAACAAUCAAUGAUUCUGGUGAAUAUUUCCUUCCGGGGGACAAUUAUCCUUCUUGGUUAGCCUAUAGAGGUGAAGGAUCUUCAGUACAUUUUCAAGUUCCUGAGGUUAGUGAUUGUUGCAUGAAGGGAAUAACUUUAUGUGUUGUUUAUUCGUCAACAUCUGAAAACAUGGCAGCUGAAUGUCUCGCCAGUGUUAUCAUAAUUAACUACACUAAAUUCACUGUUCAUACAUACAAGCAAGAUACAAUAAUGUCCUCUAACGAUGAAGAUUGGAAGAAUGUAGCAUCAAAUCUAGGACCUGGUGACAAUGUGGAGAUAUUUGUAGCUUUUGGGCAUGGGUUGAUUGUUAAGGAGGUAGCUGUCUAUCUAUUAUAUGACCAGUCAAUUAAUAUGGAUGUUUCUGCCGAUGAGAAAGAUGGUCUGAUGAAUGAUGUUGGUCCUAUGUUCAAAGGUGGUUUCUGGAGUCGUGAUUAUAAAAAAGAUACGGAUGAAACAAGUAAAAGAUACCAGGAAAUUCUGAAUCAAUCAGAGAAUGCUGUUGAGAUAGAGGUUUUGAUGAAUGUUCUUGACGUCAACAAAAGGUUGGUUUCUGCAGCAGCCUUUCAUGAAAAUGGACAGAUUUAUGGUGUUAUGGAUGAGUUGGAAAAACUGAAGAACUCUGCUGAAUGCUUAAGAUUUGUGCUCCUUGAUGCACAGGAGAAACAUGAACAAUAUUAUAUUGUGCAAGGUUGGAUAAGAAGGCUCAAAGAUGUGCUUCAUCUUGCAGACGACGUGCUUCAUCUUGCAGAUGACUUACUAGAUGAGUUUAUUAUUGAAGGUAUGAGAUACAAAGUGAAUGCAGGUGAUAAGAAAAAUAUGUCACGGGUAUUUCGUUCAUUAUCUUCAAACCAUACUUAUCUUCGCCGAACAUUGGUUCCUAAAUUUAAAAAAAUAAAAAAAAUGUUUGAUGAUGUGGUGGAAGAAAUGACUAAGUUGAAUUUAAGCCCAAAAGCUGCGGUGAUUAAGCAAACUGACAGCUUAAGGAACAAAUCCAUUUCGUUUUUGUUAGAAUCGGAUAUCACUGGAAGAGAAGAUGAUAAAAAGGAGAUUAUAAAUCUCUUGAGAAAACCAGGUGGAAAUAUAUCUUCAAUUGCUAUUGUUGGUAUGGGAGGUAUAGGGAAGACAGCUCUUGCUCAGUUCGUAUAUAAUGAUGUGGAAGUGCAAAAUCAUUUUGAAAAAAAAAUAUGGGUAUGUGUAUCUCGUAACUUUGAUGUCAAGACUAUUGUGAAGAAAAUGUUGGAGUCAUUAACCGAUAGAAAAAUUGAUGAUAAGUCAUCCAUUGAAUACAUACAACAGAAACUUCAUGAAAAUUUAGCUGGUGAAAGGUAUUUGUUAGUCUUGGAUGACAUUUGGAAUGCUAGUAAUCAAAAAUGGACUCAAUUGAGAACUUAUUUGAUGUGUGGUGCUGAAGAUAGUAAGGUUUUAAUGACAACUCGUGAUAGCAGUGUGGAAACUAGCAACCUCUAUUCAUUGAGUGGUUUGACUCUAGAUGUAUCUUGGAGUAUGUUAAAGAAAAUGAUAUUCAGGAAUGAAACCAAUGGAGUGGAUCAAAAACUUGAACCAAUUGGUAAACAAAUAGCAGAAAAGUGCAUGGGACUUCCACUAGUAAUUAGAACACUUGGAGGCCUAUUACAGAGUAAAAAUGAAGAAACAGAAUGGAUUGAUGUCUUUCAAAGAGUGUUUUCGGAAUUAGGCGAACACAGAGAAAGCAUCAUACUUCCAAUCCUGAAAAUGAGCUACCAAAGUUUGUCGCCUCGGUUAAAGCAAUGUUUUGCUUAUUGCUCUUUAUUUCCUGAGGAUUGGGAAAUCGAGAAGGAUCUAUUGAUUCAACUUUGGAUGGCACAGGGUUAUCUUCAAUGCUCAGACGAAAAGCAACUCAUGGAAGACACUGGUGAAGAAUUUGUGAAGAUUUUCUUGAUGAGGUCAUUUUUCCAAGAUGCAAAAGUGGGUGGAGAUGGUGAUAUAGUUAGUUUCAAAAUGCAUGAUUUAAUGCAUCAUCUUGCAGUGCAGGUAGCUGGCAAUGACUGUUGUUACUUGGACAGUGAGACAAAAAGCCUUGUACAAAGACCCAUGCAUGUAUCGUUGGAACCCAAUGCAGUUCAUUUGUUGGACUCAUUAGAUGGAAGCAGGUUGCGAACUUUGAUUUUGCUGUCUUCCAAUGAGGAGGAAUUGAAUGAGGAUAAAUUGUCAGUCAUUUCAAAAUUCAAACAGUUGCGUGUCUUGAAGCUGUCAAAUUGUUCUUUAAGCAAGUCUUCUAGAUCAAUUGGAAAAAUGAAUCAUUUAAGAUAUCUUAACUUGUCCAACUGUAGAGGACUGAGAAGUCUUUACAAAUCCUUAAGCAGUCUUGUUUUGUUACAAACACUAACGUUGACACCUAAUGAAAAAGUGGAGCUUUCUACAAAGGUUGUAUCAAAAUUGAUCAAUUUGAGACACCUUUACAUCUCUGAUUGGGAAGCCUCCAGAGACAGGACACCAUUUGGAUUUGUAAAACUGAGCAUUUGGCAGCAUAAGAGGAUGAAUUUUUCAAAGUGGCUUUCUCCGCUGACAAAUAUUGUUGAAACAUCUUUCUUUUUGUGUGGAAGUCUCCAGUUUCUCCCACCGUUGGAGCGUCUCCCAUUCCUUAAGUCACUUCAUAUAGGUUUCCUUGAAGAACUGGAGUACAUAUAUUAUGAACAAGAUUUUUCUUCAGCAUUCUUUCCAUCUCUAAAGAGCCUCUCAUUGCAGUUUUGUUACAAGUUGAGAGGAUGGUGGAGGAUCGGUGAUGAUUUCAAUAAUACUAACUGUUCACAAAAUCUCUCCUUGCCGCCCUUUCCUCGUCUGUCACAAUUAUCAAUCAUAGGAUGUCUGAAGUUGACUUGCAUGCCUACCUUUCCAAAUCUUGAGAACAGAUUGGAAUUGUAUGAUAGUAGUGCGGAAACAUUGGUAGCAACACUGAACAAAGUAGCAUUGAAUGGCCUCCCUGCUCUUUCCAUGCUCAAAUCCUUGCAUAUUGAUGGAGUGAGCCUGGAUGUGAAAAGCAUCCCAAAGGAUUGGAUGAAAAAUCUUACUUUUCUACAGCUUCUUCAAAUUAAUUGUUUUUCACGUCAAGCAUUUCAGGAUACAGAAACUUGGUUUGAGAACAACAUCAAGUGUCUUCCUUCUCUACAAAUAAUUGCCUUUCAUAAUUGUGAAGACAUCAAUGCAUUGCCUGAUUGGAUAUGCAACCUCUCAUCGCUCCAGCACCUGAAGAUGCAUGAUUGCAUCAAUUUGUCAUCACUGCCCAACAGAAUGUCCAGUCUAACCAACUUACAGACCCUAGAAAUCAUUGGAUGUCCCCUCUUAGUUGAAGAAUGCCAGAGACAAACGGGUGAAACUUGGGACAAAAUUUGUAAAGUCCCAAAGAUAAUCUUAUCAUCUCUUCAUUAG